AUGCUCCUCCCUGCCCUCCUCUUUGGGAUGCUAUGGGCAUUGGCUGAUGGGCGGUGGUGUGAGCAGACAGAGACCAUCCAUGUGGAAGAGGAAGUGGCCCCCCGUAGGGAGGAUCUGGUGCCCUGUGCCAGCCUCUACCAUUAUACCCGCCUAGGCUGGCGGCUGGACCUGCCCAGAAGCGGCCACCAGGGGCUCUCGGGGCCUCCAGCACCUGGGCUCUGUCCCAUAUACAAACCCCCAGAAACUCGUCCUGCCACAUGGAACCGGACAGCGAGGGCUUGCUGCCCAGGCUGGGGGGGCGCCCAGUGUGCUGACGCCCUCACCGAAGCCAGCCCUGGCGGCCACUGCUUUGCUACGUGGCAGUGCCAGCCUCUGGGAGGCUCAGCUAAUGCUCCAAUGGGAAACCUGGAGGAGUGCUGUGCCAGUCCUUGGGGACACAGCUGGUGGGACAAUGGCUCUCAGCUCUGCCUCAGCUGUUCCAGCCAACACCUUCCAGGCAAUGCUUCCGCUGCAGUCCUCUUGCAGCCCCUGCCAGGGGCUGUGGGUCAGCUCUGGAGCCAGCGCCAGCGUCCCUCAGCCACCUGUGCCACCUGGUCAGGCUUUCACUACCGCACUUUUGACGGGCGCCACUAUCACUUCCUGGGCCACUGCACCUACCUGCUGGCAGGAGUUGCUGAUUCCACCUGGGCCGUCCACCUCAGGCCUGGGGGCCACUGCCCACAACCUGGGCUCUGUCGGCUGGUCCGGGUGAUGAUGGGCUCAGAGGAGGUGCAGAUCCAAGGUAGAAAUGUUUCUGUGAAGGGGCAGCUUGUACCUGAGGGGGAGUCUUGGUUGCUGCAUGGGCUGAGCCUGCAGUGGCAGGGGGACUGGCUGGUGCUCUCCGGGGGCCUGGGGGUCGUUGUGCGGCUAGACAGGUUUAGUUCGGUCUCCAUCUCCGUGGACCCUGAGCUCUUGGGGCAGACGCAGGGCCUCUGUGGGCUCUACAACGGCCGGCCCGAGGAUGACUUUUCGGAGCCAGGUGGGGGCCUGGCUGUACUUGCUGCCACCUUUGGGAAUUCCUGGAGGCUCCCUAGUUCUGAGCCUGGGUGUCUGGAUGCUGUGGAAGUGGCUCAGGGCUGUGAGGGAGCCCUGAAGGGCACAGAGAUGGGUAUGGACCCUGGCCAGCUGCGAGCUGAAGCCCAGGACAUGUGCCACCAGCUGCUGGAGGACCCAUUCUGGCAGUGCCAUGCCCAGGUUCCCCCCGAUGAGUACCACGAGGCCUGCCUCUUUGCCUACUGUGCAGGGGCUGCUGUGGACAGUGGCCGAGAGGGGCGGCAGGAGGCUGUGUGUGCCACCUUUGCCAACUACGCCCAGGCCUGUGCCAGGCGGCGCAUUCACGUGCUCUGGAGGAAGCCUGGCUUCUGUGAGCGUCUGUGCCCUGGGGGUCAGCUCUACUCCGACUGCGUCUCAUCCUGCCCCCCCAGCUGCUCGGCGGUGGGCCAGGAAGAGGAAGGGGCCUGUAGGGAAGAGUGUGUGAGUGGCUGCGAGUGCCCACCUGGCCUCUUCUGGGACGGCGCCCUCUGCGUGCCUGCCGCCAGCUGCCCCUGCUACCACCGGCGCCAGCGCUAUGCUCCCGGUGACACUGUGCACCAGCUGUGUAACCCAUGUGUGUGCAAGGAUGGCCACUGGCACUGUGCCCAGGCCUUGUGUCCUGCUGAGUGUGCAGUAGGUGGCGAUGGGCAUUACCUCACCUUUGAUGGGCGGAGCUUCUCCUUCCGGGGCAGCCCAGGCUGCCGCUACAGCCUGGUGCAGGACUAUGUGAAAGGGCAGCUGCUGAUCGUGCUGGAGCAUGGCGCCUGCGACUCCGGGAGCUGCCUCCACGCCCUGUCUGUCUCCCUGGGGAGCACCCAUGUCCAGCUCAGGGACUCAGGAGCUGUGCUGGUGGACGGACAGGAUGUAGGACUGCCCUGGACUGGCACUGCGGGUCUCAGCGUCUCCAGAGCCUCCUCCACCUUCCUGCUGCUACGCUGGCCUGGGGCCCGUGUCCUCUGGGGAGUGGCCGACGCUGCAGCCUACAUCACCCUGGCCCCCCACCAUGCCCACCAGGUGCAAGGUCUGUGUGGCACCUUCACUUGGAACCAGCAGGAUGACUUCCUGACACCAGCUGGGGACGUGGAGGCCAGCACUGCUGACUUUGCUAGCAGGUUCCAGGUGGCAGGCAAUGGAGGGUGCUCCUCUGGGGACAGUGUCCCGCUUUUCCCCUGCAGCGUCCACUCCCAGCACCUUGCUUUUGCAGAAGCAGUCUGUGCCAUCCUGCAUGGCCCACCCUUCCAGGACUGCCACAGGCUGGUGGACAGGGAGCCCUUCCAGCUGCGCUGCUUGGCCGCCGUGUGUGGCUGUGCCCCCGGCAGGGACUGCCUGUGUGCAGUGUUAUCUGCCUACGCGCACCGCUGUGCCCAGGAGGGCGCCCUGCUGUCCUGGAGGAACCAGACUCUCUGCCCUGUCCUGUGUCCUGGUGGCCAGGAGUACCAGGAGUGUGCCCCAGUGUGUGGUCACCAUUGCGGGGAGCCAGAGGAUUGUGAGGAGCUGAGCAGCUGCGUGGCUGGUUGUAACUGCCCCCCUGGGCUGCUGUGGGACCCUGAGGGCCAGUGUGUGCCCCCCAGUUUGUGCUCCUGCCAGCUUGGAGCCCAUCGCUACACCCCUGGCAGUGUCACCAUGAAGGACUGCAACCGCUGCAUCUGCCAGGAGAGGGGCCUCUGGAAUUGCACGGCUCACCACUGCCCCCCCCAGCGGGCCUUCUGCCUGGGGGAGCUCGUCUAUGCUCCUGGAGCCUGCCUCCUCACCUGUGACAGCCCCAGCACCAACCACUCCUGCCCCACGGGCAGCACUGACGGCUGUGUCUGUCCCCCAGGCACCGUGCUGCUGGAUGAGCGCUGUGUGCCUCCUGAUCUCUGUCCCUGCCGUCACAGUGGGCAGUGGUACCCACCUAAUGCCACCAUCCAGGAGGACUGCAACAUUUGUGUGUGCCAGGGCCAGCAGUGGCACUGCACAGGCCAGCUGUGCAGUGGAUGGUGCCAGGCAUCAGGUGCCCCCCACUAUGUGACAUUCGAUGGGCUGGCACUCACCUUCCCUGGAGCCUGCGAGUACCUGCUUGUUCGAGAGGCCAGCGGCCGCUUCAGCAUCUCUGCCCAGAACCUGCCCUGCGGGGCCAGUGGCCUCACCUGCACCAAGGCGCUGGCCGUGCGUCUGGAGAGCACUAUUGUGCACAUGCUCAGAGGCCGGGCAGUGACGGUGAACGGGGUGAGUGUAACACCCCCCAAGGUCUACACGGGCCCAGGGCUGAGUCUGCACCAUGCAGGCCUCUUCCUGCUGCUGACGACACGCCUGGGCCUCACCCUGCUCUGGGACGGAGGUACCCGGGUCCUAAUACAGCUGUCCCCACACUUCCGUGGUCGUGUGGUCGGGUUAUGUGGAAACUUUGACGGUGAUGCCAGUAAUGACCUGCGGAGUCGCCAAGGAGUCCUGGAGCCCACGGCUGAGCUGGCUGCCCACUCCUGGCGCCUCAGUCCACUCUGCCCAGAGCCGGGAGACCUGCCGCACCCCUGCACUGUGAACGCGCACCGUGCAGGCUGGGCCCGGGCCCGCUGUGGAGUGAUGCUCCAGCAGCUCUUCGCCCCGUGCCAUGCAGCGGUGCCCCCACAGCAGCACUACGAGUGGUGUGUGUACGACACCUGUGGCUGUGACUCAGGAGGCGACUGUGAGUGUCUCUGCUCUGCCAUUGCCACCUACGCAGAUGAGUGUGCCCGGCACGGGCACCAUGUGCGCUGGCGCAGCCAGGAGCUCUGCCCCCUGCAGUGUGAAGGGGGACAAGUGUACGAAGCCUGUGGCCCCACUUGCCCUCCCACUUGCCACGCUGAGCCUGGAUGGCACUGCCGGGUCAUUGCCUGCGUGGAGGGCUGCUUUUGUCCCAAAGGGACUCUGCUGCACGGAGGAACGUGCAUGAAGCCAUCUGCCUGUCCCUGUGAGUGGGGUGGCAGCUUCUUCCCACCAGGGACUGUGCUGCAGAAAGACUGUGGGAACUGCACAUGCCAGGAAAGCCAAUGGCAUUGUGGGAGUGACCGUGGCCCCUGUGAGGAGCUGGUGCCCGGCUGUGCCGAAGGAGAGUCUCCAUGCCAGGAAAGCGGGCACUGCGUGCCACAUGAGUGGCUUUGUGACAACCAGGAAGACUGUGGUGAUGGCUCAGAUGAAGAGGGUUGUGCCACCCCAGGCUGUGGGGAGGGACAGAUGUCAUGCCACUCUGGCCACUGCCUGUCCCUGUCCCUGCUCUGUGAUGGACAGGAUGAUUGUGGAGAUGGCACAGAUGAACAGGGCUGCCCAUGUCCCUAUGACUCGCUGGCCUGUGCUGAUGGGCGCUGCCUGCCCCUCACCCUGCUGUGUGACGGGCAUCCCGACUGUCCAGACGCCGCUGAUGAGGAGUCCUGUUUGGGGCAGGGGAACUGCACUCCUGGGGAAGUGUCCUGCGUCAAUGGCAGCUGCGUGGGGGUCAUUCAGCUGUGCGAUGGAGUUUGGGACUGCCCAGAUGGAGCUGAUGAGGGGCCUGGUUACUGCCCACUGCCCUCUCUGCCCAUGCCCCCUGCUGUCACAAUGCCUGGCCCCUCCACUGAGUCCCAGGAAGGUGAAUCAAGUCCCUUGGGCAGUGCCAGCCCUGCCCCGCGCUGCGGCCCCUUGGAGUUUCCAUGCGGCAGUGGCGAGUGCACCCCGCGGGGCUGGCGCUGCGACCAGGAGGAGGACUGCGCCGAUGGCAGCGACGAGCUGGGCUGCGGUGGGCCCUGUGCCCUGCACCACACGCCCUGCGCCCGCGGCGCGCACUGCGUGUCCCCUGCGCAACUGUGCGACGGAGUGACGCAGUGUCCCGACGGCUCUGACGAGGGCCCAGACGCCUGCGAGGGACUGCCAGUGCCAGGAAGUCCCAUCGGGACAGGAUUUCCCUGCCCAGAGUACUCAUGCCCCAGUGGCACCUGCAUUGCUUUCCAGCAGGUGUGUGACGGCCAGCCCGACUGUGAGCUGGUGGGGGAGGCAGGACUCACCCCUGAAGAACAGGGCUGUGGGGCCUGGGGCCCCUGGAGCCCAUGGGGGCCGUGCAGCCAGACCUGUGGGCCUGGGGAGCAGAGCCAGCGCCGCCGCUGCUCCCCAUCCGGGCUCUUGGUGCUGCAGCACUGCCCAGGCUCCGCCCAUCAGUCCCAGGCCUGCUUCACCAUGGCCUGCCCAGUGGAUGGUGGAUGGAGCUCCUGGUCCCCCUGGUCCCUGUGCUCUGAGCCUUGUGGGGGCACCAUGACAAGGCAACGUCAGUGCCACCCACCCCAGAACGGGGGCCGAGCCUGUGCCCUUCUGCCUGGGGAUCCUCACGGUGCCCGUCAGACUGCGCCCUGCCCUCAGGAUGGCUGCCCCAAUGCCACCUGCUCUGGGGAGCUGGUGUUCCAGCCCUGUGCCCCCUGCCCUCUGACCUGCAAUGACAUCUCUGGCCAGACUGUGUGCCCACCUGACAGGCCCUGCAGCAGCCCAGGCUGUUGGUGCCCAGAAGGGCAGGUGCUGGGCAGUGAGGGGCAGUGCGUGUGGCCCCGGCAGUGCCCCUGCCUGGUGGAUGGAGCCCGAUACUGGCCUGGGCAGCGUAUCAAAGUCAACUGCCAGCUCUGUGUCUGCCAAGAUGGGCGGUCCCGGCGAUGCCGGCCCAACCCAGACUGUGCCGUAAACUGUGGCUGGUCCUCCUGGUCCCCCUGGGCCGACUGCCUGGGCCCCUGUGGGAGCCAGAGCGUCCAGUGGUCCUUCCGGAGCCCCAACAAUCCCCGCCUCUCUGGCAGAGGACGCCAGUGCCGUGGCAUCCACCGCAAGGCUCGCAGGUGCCAGACGCAGCCUUGUGAGGGCUGUGAGCAGCAGGGCCACGUGCACCAGGUCGGGGAGCGCUGGCGUGGGGGUCCCUGCAGGGUGUGCCAGUGUCUGCACCCAGGCACGGUGCACUGUUCCUCCUACUGCCCACUGGGCAGCUGCCCCCAGGGUUGGGUCCUGGUGGAGGGAGUGGGAGAAUCGUGUUGCCACUGUGCCCUGCCUGGAGAGAAUCGGACAGUGCCUUCAACGGCCACUCCUGCUCCUGCUCCAGAGCCCAGUCCCCAGACCAGUCCCCCUCUGGUCACCUAUAUUCUGCCUCCCCCAGGAGAUGCCUGCUAUUCUCCCCUGGGCCUGGCUCGACUGCCCGAGAGGGAUUUGUGGACAUCAUCAAGGCGGCUGGAGCACCCCACCUGGGCUGCCCUCCUGGGGGCUCCCACCAAAGGGCCUGCCAGUGCUGAGUGGCACACGGGGCCACCCUACCUGCAGCUGGACCUGCUCCAGCCCCGGAACCUCACUGGCAUCAUCCUGCAGGGAGCCAGCUCCUCCGACCCGUAUGUCACCAGCUUCUCGCUCCAGUUCAGCAGUGAUGGUCUACACUGGCAGGACUACCGUGACAUCCUGCCUGGCAUCUUGUCCCCACCCAAGUCUUUCCCCAGGAACUGGGACGAUGUGGCCCCCAGAGCAUGGACCUUCAGCCGGAUGGUGCAGGCGCGGUACAUCAGAGUGUGGCCACAUGGUGUCCACCACAGCGAUGUGCAGCCCAGCACCUUCCUGUGGGUGGAGCUCCUGGGCUGCCAGCCAGCACCCCCACCAGUGCGCCCAUGUCCGGAGGCCAGGCCCCGCUGUGCCAGUGGCGACUGUGAGGAUGGCUCUGAUGAGGAGGGCUGUGGGCCCCUGCCUGCGGGCGCCGGCAGGACCCCAACCUUCUCCACCCAGCCAGGACAGGUGCCUCUCCAGCCUCAUGAGGGUCUGGCAGAGACUGACGGCUGGCAUCUCAAGCAGGGUUCAUCCAUGUCCCUCACAGAGAAGAGGCCACACCCUGUUCCAGCCUCCGAGGCUUCUCACCGGAGCUCUGGGGAAUCUGUGCAGAUGGGGAGCAUCCCUCCCACAUUCCAUGCUGGGUCUCAGAGCCUGCACCCAGGAAUGGCAGCCAUCACGGUGCUCCCCACACACCGGACCACUCCAGGGACCCCCGCUGGUCAGAGAGUUGCCCCCAGCCCUUUCCCACCCGUGCGAUGCCUCCCUGGGCAGCUGCCCUGUGCGGUGCUGGGCUGCGUGGAACAGGAGCAGCUGUGUGACGGGAAGGAGGACUGUCUGGACGGCUCUGACGAGCAGCCCUGCGUGAGUCCUGUGCCCUUCACGGUGCCCACCUCGGCCCUGCCUGGACUGCCAGCCUCCAGGACUCUCUGCUCCCAGAGCCAGCUGAGCUGUGGCAGCGGGGAGUGCCUGCCCGCUGAGCGGCGCUGCGACCUGCGGCCCGACUGCCAGGACGGCUCGGACGAGGACGGCUGUGUGGACUGUGUGCUGGCACCAUGGUCUGGCUGGGGUGGCUGCAGCCGCAGCUGUGGCCUGGGCCUCUCCUUCCAGCGCCGGGAGCUACUGCGGCCUCCCCUGCCUGGGGGCAGUUGCCCACUGGACCAGCUCCGCAGUCAGCCCUGCUUUGUGCAGGCCUGCCCAGUGGCCGGGGCAUGGGCAGAGUGGGAGACCUGGGGACCUUGCAGUGUCUCCUGUGGGGGUGGCCAUCAGAGUCGCCAGAGGAACUGCACAGACCCACCACCCAAGAAUGGCGGUGCACCCUGUCCUGGGGCCUCCCAGGAGAGGGCACCCUGUGGUUUGCAGCCCUGCACUGGUGACACAGAUUGCGGGCUGGGCCGUGUGCACGUGAAUGCCACGCUGUGCCAGAAGGGGCUGGUGCCCCCAUGCCCACCUUCCUGCCUGGAUCCUGAGACCAACAGAAGCUGCGACGGGCUGUGUGUGGAGGGAUGCCGCUGCCCCCCGGGACUCCUCCUGCAUGACUCUCUCUGCCUGCCCCUCUCCGAGUGCCCCUGCCUCGUGGGUGAAGAGCUGAAGCAGCCAGGGUUGUCCUUCCUCCUGGGCAACUGCAGCCAAUGCAUGUGUGAGAAGGGGGCACUGGUGUGCCAACCAGGGGACUGCCCCCAGUCCUGCAGCUGGUCAGCCUGGUCCUCCUGGACUCCCUGCGACCGCUCCUGUGGCUCUGGAGUGAGGGCCAGGUUCAGGUCUCCCUCCAACCCUCCUGCGGCUUUUGGAGGUGCCCCCUGUGAAGGUGACAGGCAGGAACUGCAGGUGUGCCACACGGAUUGUGGGACAGAGGUGCUGGGUUGGACACCCUGGACCUCCUGGUCCUCCUGCUCCCAGAGCUGCCUUGUCCCUGGAGGAGCCCCUGGCUGGCGACAUCGCUCCCGACUCUGCCCCAGCCACAAGGAUGCAUCCUGCCCAGGAGGGGCCACCCAGGAGGAGCCUUGCAGCCCCCCUGUAUGCCCAGUGCCAAGUGGCUGGGGUGCAUGGGCUUCCUGGUCUGCCUGCUCAGCCCCUUGCAACGGAGGCAUUCAGAUUCGUGGGCGCAGCUGCUCUAGCUCGGCUCCUGGAAGCCACACAUGUCAGGGACCCCACAGUCAGACCAGGGACUGCAACACACAGCCCUGCACAGCCCAGUGCCCAGGGGACAUGGUGUUCCGCUCAGCAGAGCAGUGUCACCAGGAUGGGGGUCCAUGUCCUCGGCUGUGCCUGGCACAGGACUCUGGGGUGGAGUGCACGGGCUUCUGCACCCCCAGCUGCACCUGCCCCCCUGGCCUCUUCCUGCACAACGCCAGCUGCCUGCCCCGCAGCCAGUGCCCCUGCCAGCUGCACGGCCAGCUCUACGCACCAGGAGCGGUGGCUCGCCUGGACUCCUGCAACACCUGCACCUGUGUCUCUGGAGAGAUGGCAUGCACCUCAGAGCUCUGCCCAGUGGCUUGUGGCUGGAGCCCUUGGACCCCGUGGAGUGUCUGCAGCCGCAGCUGUGAUGUGGGCAUACGACGGCGCUUCCGGGCGGGCACUGCACCCCCAGCUGCCUUUGGGGGUGUUGAGUGCGAGGGCCCCAACAUGGAAGCUGAAUUCUGCAGCCUGCGGCUGUGUCCAAGUCCUGGCAGGGAGUGGGGUCCCUGGUCUUCGUGCUCCGUGCCCUGUGGCAGUGGCUACAGAAAUCGCACCCGAGGAAGUGGCCCACGCGGUCUCAUGGAGUUCUCCACCUGCAGCCUGCAGCCCUGUGCAGGGCCAGUGCCCGGUGUGUGUCCCAGGGGUCAGCAGUGGCUGGAUUGUGCCCAGGGCCCUGCCUCCUGUGCCGAACUCAGUGCUCCGAGAGAGACCAACCAGACCUGCCACCCUGGCUGCUACUGCCCAUAUGGGAUGUACCUGCUGAACAACGUGUGUGUGCCGGCCCAGGACUGUCCCUGUGCCCACAGGGGACGCCUCUAUGCCCCGGGCAGUGCCGUGCUUCGUCCAUGUGAGAACUGCUCCUGCAUCUCUGGGCUCAUCACCAACUGCACCUCUUGGCCUUGUGAGGAGGGCCAGCCCACAUGGUCACCCUGGACCCCCUGGAGUGUGUGCUCAGCCUCCUGUGGGCCUGCCCGACGCCACCGGCACCGCUUCUGUGACAGGCCCUCUAGCGUGGCGCCAUCCUCCCUGCCUCUGGGACCCUCACCAACCACACCCACACCCCUCUGCCCAGGCCCGGAGGCCGAGGAGGAGCCAUGCCUCCUGCCAGGGUGUGACCGGGCAGGAGGCUGGGGGCCUUGGGGGCCCUGGUCCAGCUGUAGCCGGAGCUGUGGGGGAGGCCUGCGGAGCCGGACCCGAGCCUGUGACCGACCGCCACCUCAAGGCCUGGGGGAUUUCUGUGAGGGGCCUCAGGCCCAGGGAGAAGCCUGCCAGGCUCAGCCAUGCCCAGUGACUGACUGCGCUGCCAUUGAGGGGGCCCAGUACAGCCCUUGCGGCCCUCCCUGCCCCCGCUCCUGUGACGACCUAGUGCACUGUGUGUGGCACUGCCAGCCUGGAUGCUACUGUCCCCCGGGUCAGGUUCUGAGUGCUGAUGGGACCAUCUGCGUGCAGCCUGGUCACUGCAGCUGCCUGGACCUGCUGACUGGGGAGCGGCACCGUCCAGGCGCUCGGCUGGCCAGGCCCGAUGGCUGCAACCACUGCACCUGCUUGGAGGGGAGGCUCAACUGCACAGAACGGCCCUGCCCAGUGCCUGGAGGCUGGUGCCCAUGGUCAGAGUGGACAGCGUGCUUCCAGCCCUGCUGGGACCGAACGAGGACCCGCUCCAGGUCCUGUGCCUGCCCUGCUCCUCAGCAUGGGGGUGCCCCGUGCCCUGGAGAGACGGGAGCCCAGCAUCAGAAGGAGACCUGUCCCAGACCCACCACGUGCCCAGUGGAUGGAGCCUGGAGCUCAUGGGGACCAUGGUCUCCCUGUGACGCAUGCCUAGGACAAUCCCGUCGGAGCAGGGAGUGCAGCCAGCCCCCCACCUCUGAGGGAGGCAGACCCUGUCCUGGCAUGCACGAGCAGAGCCGCCCCUGUGGGGACACUUCCAGGCAAUGCACAGACUGUGGGGGUGGCCAGAGUCUGCUGCCCUGUGGGCAGCCCUGCCCCCGCUCCUGCCAGGACCUGUCCCCUGGCAGUGUGUGCCAGCCAGGCCCAGCAGGCUGCCAGCCCAGCUGCGGGUGUCCCCCAGGCCAGCUCUCCCAGGACGGGCUCUGUGUGCUCCCAGUCCACUGUCGUUGCCAGUACCAGCCUGGAGCCUUAGGAAUCCCUGAGAAUCAGAGCCGGUCAGCAGGCUCUGGCCUCAGCUCCUGGGAGAGUCUGGAACCUGGAGAGGUGGUAACGGGGCCAUGUGACAACUGCACCUGUGUGGCAGGCAUCCUGCAGUGCUCGGAGGUGCCCAGCUGCCCGGGGGCUGGUGUGUGGGGCCCCUGGGGCCCCUGGGAAGACUGCAGUGUUUCCUGUGGAGGAGGGGAGCAGCUGCGCUCCCGACACUGUGCCCGCCCUCCCUGCCCCGGCCUGGCCCGCCAGAGCCGCACCUGCCACACCCAGGUCUGCAGAGGAUGCCCGGCCGGACGUCUGUACCGAGAAUGCCUGCCCAGGGAAGGAUGCCCUUUCUCCUGCGCCCACAUCACAGGGCAGCUGGCCUGCUUCUCUGAUGGCUGUGAGGAGGGAUGCCACUGUCCUGAGGGUACCUUCCAGCACGGCACGGCCUGUGUCCAGGAGUGCCCCUGCACGCUGACAGUCUUGCUGAUUCAAGAGCUGGGAGCCACCAGCACUGGUCCUGGGAGGCACCCAGCCCCUCUGGGAGAGGAGGGUCAGCCCCUCAGGCCUGGAGAUGAGCUGAGCCCAGGCCAGACGUUUCAAAUGGGCUGCAGCAACUGCUCCUGUGCGCAUGGGAAGCUGUCUUGCUCCUUGGAGGCCUGCUCUGAGGCCCACAGCUUCAGCCCAUGGAGCCUGUGGGGCCCCUGCUCCCGCUCCUGUGGCGGACUGGGCACCCGCACUCGCAGCCGUCAGUGUGUGCGCCCCACAACUGCUACUGGUGGCCAGGGCUGCCGAGGACCCCUCCAAGACCUCGAGUACUGCCUCAGCCCGGACUGCUCUGGGGCUGAAAGGUCCACGGCAGAGCCAGUGACAGGCCUUCCAGAUGGCUGGGGCCCCUGGUCCCCGUGGUCCCCGUGUUCCCGAAGCUGCACGGACCCCACCCACCCUGCAUGGCGCAGUCGGACCCGCCUCUGCUUGACUAACUGCACUGGGGGGGACCCCUCCCAGGAGCGCCCCUGCAACCUGCCCUCAUGCACAGCUUUACUUUGCUCUGUAGAGUCGCCGCCCCUGUGCUCCAGCCCUGGCUGUGAGCCGGGGAACUGUUCCUGGACCUCCUGGGCCCCAUGGGAACCGUGCUCGCGCAGCUGUGGGGUGGGCCAACAGCGCCGCCUACGAGCAUACCGUCCCCCGGGGCCAGGCGGACACUGGUGCCCGGACAUCCUCACUGCUUACCAGGAGCGUCGCUUCUGCAACCUGCGUGCUUGCCCAGUGCCUGGGGGCUGGUCGCGCUGGAGCCCCUGGUCCUGGUGUGACCGGAGCUGCGGUGGGGGCGGAUCCCUGAGGAGCCGCAGCUGCUCGAGCCCCCCACCCAAGAAUGGGGGUGCCCCCUGUGUGGGGGAGAAGCACCAGGCCCGGCUCUGCAACCCCAUGCCCUGUGAGGAGGGCUGCCCAGCAGGCAUGGAGCUGGUCAGCUGUGCCAACCGCUGUCCCCGCCGCUGCUCAGACCUGCAGGAGGGAAUCCGGUGCCAGGAGGAGCAGGCCUGUCAGAGGGGCUGCCGCUGUGCUGAGGGGUUCCUAGAGCAGGACAGCAGCUGUGUGCCAGUUGGGCACUGUGAGUGUACUGAUGCCCAGGGCCACAGCUGGGCCCCAGGAAGCCACCACCAGGAUGCCUGUAACAACUGUUCCUGCCAGGCCGGGCAGCUCUCCUGCACAGCUGAGCCCUGCCCACCUCCCGCCCACUGUGCCUGGAGCCGCUGGUCAGCCUGGAGUCCCUGCAGCCACUCAUGUGGGCCAAGAGGACUGCAGAGCCGCUUUCGAUCGUCCACAUCCGGCUCCUGGGCUCCCGAGUGCCGAGAAGAGCAGUCCCAGAGCCAACCCUGCCCUCAGCCUCCCUGCCCACCCCUGUGCCUGCAUGGGGACCGUCCCCACAUCCUGGGGGAUAGCUGGCUACAGGGAGAGUGCCAGCAGUGCUCCUGUACCCCAGAGGGCAUUAUCUGUGAAGACACCGAGUGUACAGCAACCGGGAGCUGGACACUGUGGUCCCACUGGUCCGACUGCCCUGUCUCUUGUGGAGGUGGAAGUCAGGUUCGCACCCGGGCCUGCAUGAUGCCAGCCCCACACCACGGGGAACCACUCUGCCAGGGCCCUGGCACCCAGACCCAGCCCUGUGGGCAGCAGCCCUGUCAGCAGCUGCCGGAGACCUGCUCCUGGGGCCCGUGGGGACCCUGUUCCCGCAGCUGUGGCUCAGGCCUGGCCUCCCGCUCUGGGUCCUGCCCCUGCCUGCUGGCCGAGGCAGACCCCAUGUGCAACGGCACUUUCCCCCACCAAGACACCCAGGCCUGCUAUGCGGGGCCCUGCCUGGAGGAGUGUGUGUGGAGUGGCUGGAGCAGCUGGACGCGCUGCUCGUGCCAGGUGCUGGUGCAGCAGCGUUAUCGGCACCAGGGCCCAGCGCCCGGCCGCACUGCAGAGGGCGCCCCCUGCACACGCCUGGAUGGCCACUUCCGGCCAUGCCCCACUGGCAGCUGCUCAGAGGACAGCUGCACACCUCCCUUUGAGUUCCAGGCCUGUGGCUCCCCCUGCGCCAGGCUCUGUGCCACACACCUGAGCCAACAGCUCUGCCAAGACCUGCCGCCCUGCCAGCCUGGCUGCUACUGCCCCAAGGGGCUGCUGGAGCAGGCUGGGGCCUGCAUUCCCCCCGAGCAGUGUAACUGCUGGCACAUCUCAGAAGAGGGAGCUGAGGUGACACUGGCCCCUGGGGACCACCUGCAACUGGGGUGCAAGAAAUGUCAAUGCUGGCACGGAGAGCUGCAGUGCACCAGCUGGGGCUGCGAAGGUCUUCUGCCUCUGAGCAGCUGGUCCGAGUGGUCACCCUGUGGGCCCUGCCUGCCCCGAAGUGCCCUGACGCCCGCCUCCAGGACUACCCUGGAGGAGCCCUGGUCUCCGAACACAACGGGCCUCCGGCCACCCUCCACGUCCCUGCUGGUUUCCCAGCAGCACCGCCACCGCCUCUGUUUGGACCCUGAGACAGGGAGGCCCUGGGCUGGAGACCCUCAGCUCUGCACAGCGCCCCUUAGCCAACAACGCCUCUGCCCUGACCCUGGGGCCUGUCAAGACUCAUGCCAGUGGAAUCCCUGGGGGCCCUGGAGCCCCUGCCAGGUGCCCUGCAGUGGAGGCUUCCAGAUGCGCUGGAGAGAAGCAGGCGGCCUCCCUGGAGGAGACUGCCGUGGGCCAUGGGCUCAGACCCAGAGCUGCAACAUGGGAUCCUGCCCAGGAGAGAGCUGCAAGGCUGAGGACACCGUGCCCACCCCUGACUGUGCCAAUCAAUGCCCUCGAAGCUGCAUGGACCUCUGGGAGCGCGUACAGUGUCUGCAGGGACCCUGUAGUCCAGGCUGCCGCUGUCCCCCUGGCCAGCUGGUGCAGGAUGGGCGCUGUGUGCCCAUCUCCUCUUGCCGCUGUGGCCUCCCCAGUGCCAAUGCCUCGUGGGAGCUGGCCCCAGCCCAGGUGGUGCAACUGGGCUGCCACAACUGCACCUGCACCAAUGGGUCCCUAGUGUGCCCACGCCUUGAGUGUCCAACCUUGGGACCUUGGUCAGCCUGGAGCAAGUGCUCAGUAGCCUGUGGGGGGGGCACCAUGGGCCGCCAUCGGAGCUGCCAGGAGCAUGCUGGGGGGGCACUAUGCCAGGCCCAGGACAUGGAGCAACAGCAGGAGUGUAACCUGCAGCCCUGCCCUGAGUGCUCCUCUGGCCAGGUGUUCAGUGCCUGUGCUGCAUCAUGCCCGAGCCUCUGCUCACACCUGCAGCCUGGCACCAUCUGUAUGCAGGAACCCUGCCAACCCGGCUGUGGCUGCCCCCGGGGACAGCUGCUGCACAACGGCACGUGCGUGCCCCCUGCUGCCUGCCCCUGCACUCAGCUCUCUCUGCCCUGGGGCCUCGCCCUGACCCUUGAAGAGCAGGUCCAGGAACUGCCCCCAGGGACUGUGCUCACCAGAAACUGCACCCGCUGUACCUGCCAAGAUGGAGCCUUCAGCUGCUCCCUCGUCGACUGUCAGGAGUGCCCCCCUGGGGAAAUGUGGCAGCAGGUGGGCCCUGAAGAGCGGGGUCCCUGUGAGUGGACGUGCCAGGAGACGGAUGCCACAGAGGCUCAGGGCAACUGCAGUGCUGUCCAGACCCCAGGGUGUGUGUGCCAGCAAGGGCACUUUCGUAGCCAUGCGGGCCCCUGCGUCCCUGCAGACCAGUGUGAGUGCUGGCACCACGGGCACCUCCACCUGCUCGGAUCCGAAUGGCGGGAGGACUGUGAGAGCUGCCAGUGCCUCCGUGGGAGGCGCGUCUGCACCCGGCACUGCCCCCUCCUCAACUGUGCUCAGGGCGAGGUGACGGUGCAGGAGCCAGGGAGCUGUUGUCCCACUUGCCGCAGAGAUUCCCUGGAGGUGCGGUCAGCCUCCUGCCAGCUCCUCACCGAGCUUCGCAACCUCACCAAGGGCCCCUGCCACCUGGACCGGGUAGAAGUGAGCUACUGCAGCGGGCACUGCCCGUCCAGCACCAAUGUCAUGCUUGAGGAGCCCUACCUGCAGAGCCAGUGCGACUGCUGUAGUUACCGCCUGGACCCCGACAGCCCUGUAAGGAUCCUGAACCUGCGCUGUCCAGAUGACCGCACAGAGCCAGUGGUGCUGCCGGUCAUCCACAGCUGCCAGUGCAGCGCCUGCCAGGGAGGUGACUUCUCCAAGCACUGACAGGCUGCGCCGGAUGCGUCCACUGCUGUCCCUCUUGUGACAUUUGGGCUCAGAGGCAC
Molecule: messenger RNA, 15443 nt
Organism: Sciurus carolinensis (gray squirrel)
Lineage: Eukaryota; Metazoa; Chordata; Mammalia; Rodentia; Sciuridae
Product: SCO-spondin-like
Cellular component (GO): extracellular matrix
Molecular function (GO): peptidase inhibitor activity; protein binding
Source: RefSeq, a predicted model, not a curated record